Molecule: messenger RNA, 1221 nt
Organism: Pocillopora verrucosa
Lineage: Eukaryota; Metazoa; Cnidaria; Anthozoa; Scleractinia; Pocilloporidae
Source: RefSeq, a predicted model, not a curated record
AUGGCUGGGUUUACUGACUGGGAGAUGAUCAACACUGAAGAGCUUCAGGAUUACGUGAGGCAAAAUGGAGUUUCCAAAGUUGCCGAAUACGUAUCAAGCAGACUUGACGAUUGGAGAAACGUCGUAGUACAAUUUGCAGUAUGUGGUGUUUCAGGAAGUGGAAAAUCUACUUUUAUUAACCGCAUACGAGGUUCCUUCGUUGUUUAUGAUAGAAUGCAAGACAUUGAUCUUGGUGCAGCAGAGGUCGAUGUUGAUGAGUGCAUGAGGGAGCCGAAGUGCUACGAUCAUCCUAGCAACCCCAAUAUUAAGCUUUGGGACUUACCAGGGAUAACAAAUCCAAUCUACAAUGGUGAUCUGGAGAUGUACUGUAAAAAUGUGCCAUUGGAUAAGUACGAUACCUUCCUGAUCUUCACCAAGGAUCGAUUGACUCCUGACGACUUGAAACUUGCAGAGAGGAUUCGAUCAACUGGUAAGAAGUUUUUCUUCAUUCGUGCAAGAAUUGAUCAAGAUGUUGAAAAUGCGCGAAGAAGCAAACAGCAUUUAUUUGAUAAAGAUGCCACACUGGAUAAGAUACGAAAGAAACUUUCGCAAAAUUUGAUUGAAAGAGGCCUGCUCGAAGAUGAGAAAGAAAUUUUUUUAAUAAGCAACCACUUUCCUGCUGAGUAUCAAUUUGAUGAGCUGACUCAAGCAAUUUUAGCUGUAUUGCCGCAACGACAACGAGAGAGUCUCACUCUGACCAUUGAUAAUGCCUUACUUUUGUCAAAAAACACCCUGAAGGAAAAGGUUGAAGUUCUUAAAAAGCGCAUCAAGUAUGUUGCAGUCGCAUCUGCUUUCGCUGCAGCUAUUCCCAUUCCCGGGGCAUCCGUUGUAGCUGAUAUCGCGCUAAUUAAAAGUGAAGUAGAUUUUUACAUAAACCAGCUUGGUCUCCCUGAGGAAGGGUCAAAUGCAUUUUCAUUGCUGAGUUUAAACACCCAAUCUGAAUUAAAGGCAUUCAGUCUAACGGUGAGCACUGUCACGCGAAUUGGCGAGCUUCUUGAAAAAAACUGUACCGAGAGUGUCGUCCGGGAAUUCUCUCGCUCUAUUCCGUUUAUUGGCGUAGCUACAGCCAGUUCCUUGUCGUACGGCGCAACAUACUAUUUUCUUUCGAAAUGGUUAGCACAACUGGAAGAAUUCGCACUUAAAGUAUUGGAAGAAAAAUUGCGUAAAGUUUCAUCCCAUUAA